AUGGAUGCAAUUGGUGCAUCAAAAUUAGGUUCUGCUUUAGCAAAAUGCACUAAUCUCUCAAAAUUGAUACUUGAUAUUAGUAACAAUAAAAUCAGUGAUUAAGGUACAUCAGACUUAGGUUUUGCUUUAGCAAAUUGCACUAAUCUCUCAAGUUUGAAACUCGAUCUAAAUAACAAUUAAAUCAGUGAUUUAGGUGCAUCAAACUUAGGUUCUGCUUUAGCAAAUUGCACUCAUCUAUCAAAUUUGAAACUUACUUUUCAUAACAAUAAAAUUGGUGAUUAAGGUGCAUCAAACUUAGGCUCUGCUUUAGCAAAUUGCAUUAAUCUCUCAAAACUGACACUUGAUCUUGAUUACAAUAAAAUUGGUGAAUAAGGUGCAUUAGACUUAGGUUCUGGUUUAGCAAAUUGCAUUAAUCUCUCAAACUUGGCACUUGAUCUUGAUUACAAUGAAAUUUGUGAUUAAGGUGCAUCAAACUUAGGCUAUGCUUUAGCAAAUUGCACUAAUCUCACAAAUUUGACACUUGAUCUUAGUCGCAAUUAAAUUAGUGAUUAAGGUGCAUCAGUCUUAAGUUCUGCUUUAACAAAUUGCACUAAUUUUUCAAUUUUAACACUCAAUCUUAGUGCAAACUCUUUCAAUGAAUCAUAAUAAUUGAAAGUAAAAAGCUAGUGUCUUAAAUCAAAAAGAUUAGUUGUCUUAAAAAUAUAUUUCUAAUUAUGAUAAUAGAUAGACAAGUGGUGAAAAGGAUGAAUAAAUAUUAAAUAUUUGAAUAAUAGAAAAUAAUAUGCUUUAUUAUAUAAUAUUUUAUAGUUUGAUAUUUUAACCUAAAAUAUAGAUAUAUUUAUUAUUAUUGUUAAUAAACAAAC
Messenger RNA from Tetrahymena thermophila SB210, 863 nucleotides. Its product is annotated as cyclic nucleotide-binding domain protein. The transcript is spliced from 8 exons. Gene Ontology annotation, biological process: nucleocytoplasmic transport; activation of GTPase activity. Gene Ontology annotation, cellular component: nucleus; perinuclear region of cytoplasm; cytosol. NCBI's taxonomy places the organism in Eukaryota, Ciliophora, Oligohymenophorea, Hymenostomatida, Tetrahymenidae. Gene Ontology annotation, molecular function: small GTPase binding; GTPase activator activity. The record is from RefSeq and is a predicted model, not a curated record.